UGUGAAGACAUGAAUAUCAUAAUCAAAGUCCUUAAGUUUCUCCUUGGAGUUUGGGCUAAGGAACUCAAUGCUAGAGAAGAUCACGUAAAACAUAGUGUUCAGGGCAAACUGAACAGUGCCACCCAAAAGCAGACAGAAUCCUAUCUGAGGCCACUCUUCAGAAAACUACAGAAAAGGACUCUUCCUGCAGAUAUCAAAGGAUCAAUAACAGAAAUUAUCAAAUUCUUGUUACAGAGAGAAUAUGUGAAGGCCAAUGAGGCUUAUCUUCAGAUGGCCAUUGGAAAUGCUCCUUGGCCAAUUGGAGUCACCAUGGUUGGUAUCCAUGCCAGAACUGGUCGGGAAAAGAUUUCUUCCAAGCAUGUUGCACAUGUUCUAAAUGAUGAGAUGCAAAGAAAAUAUAUUCAGGGCUUGAAGAGAUUAAUGACCAUUUGUCAGAAGCACUUCUCAACAGACCCCUCAAAAUGUGUGGAGUACAAUGCACUCUGA
Gracilinanus agilis (Agile Gracile Mouse Opossum) is the source of this 486-nucleotide messenger RNA. RefSeq names its product pre-mRNA-splicing factor 18-like. The transcript has a single exon. The record is from RefSeq and is a predicted model, not a curated record. Gene Ontology annotation, cellular component: U2-type post-spliceosomal complex; U4/U6 x U5 tri-snRNP complex; U5 snRNP. The annotation marks the transcript as partial. NCBI's taxonomy places the organism in Eukaryota, Metazoa, Chordata, Mammalia, Didelphimorphia, Didelphidae. Gene Ontology annotation, biological process: generation of catalytic spliceosome for second transesterification step; RNA splicing.